Molecule: messenger RNA, 723 nt
Organism: Daldinia loculata
Lineage: Eukaryota; Fungi; Ascomycota; Sordariomycetes; Xylariales; Hypoxylaceae
Exons: 2
Coding region: 233-493 (86 amino acids)
Source: RefSeq, a predicted model, not a curated record
GGGGUUUCCUCUUACAAACCUAUAUGGGAAAAUUCAUUGCAAAGAAAUACAAUAAUAAGGGGUUUAGGCGAGGCUCGAGAGUUGCAUCACCAUCAAAGUAUUCCGAGUAACGCUCGUGACGGUUGUGAUAGUCCUCGUCGACGACCCCUAUCUCUAUCCAAGCAACUGUCGUAGUGUAGGUCUUCAUCCGCUCCUAAAGUCCCCCCACACGAAGCCCCAUGGAUAUGGAGUCAUGCCCAUUCCCCAGAAGCUGGCAAUAGUCAUGGCUGUAGCAUGUCUCCAGUGUUCCAUUGCUCCAUAUAACCGCCGCCGUGAGCUUGACUUUUGGAGAAAGCGGGAUCUAAAGACAGAGCCUCAACUCGCUGCCGAGAUCGUAUCCACUACCCAGAGCUUAUUAUCAGCAGAACCUCAUUUCUUGCCGCGUCGACUUUUGCCGUUUUGGCCUUUCGUUAUGACGAUAACGACGUCCUUUCUAAUUUCCUGUCUUCGAUAACUCCUUCGUCCCCUUUUCAAGACGCGUAUACGACCACGAGAUUGCUUUCUUCUCUCACGAUGACUUCUAAUAAUUCCUUCAAUUCGUCGAUACGAACCUUCAAAGACGAAAGUAAACAUAGGCCCCUUCUAUAACGACUUACGAAUACACAAGCUUCGACAAUUAUCCUAGAACCGACCGCAAGCUAGAACGACACCUACUUCCUCGUAUCAAUCCAAGCCCGAAGUACC